AUGUCAAUGAGAAUCGCCCCCGCCUCCGGGCACUCCACAACCCACAGCCACCUCACCAGCAAGAACAUCGGCGCCCCCUCCGCCCCGGGCAUCCACGACACACUGCGCGCAGGCGUCGGACCCUCCCUCUCCCAAACGACAUCCACCUCCCCAUCAUCCACACCCGACUCCGCGCACCCGCUCGAGAACCGCCUCAAGAAAUGGGAAGAGACGCAAGCCGCGCUCAAGAUGGAGGGUCUGCGCCGCACGUUCGGAAUCGCUGAGCCGAUCCGUCGCGGUAUGGAGUUGAAGAUUGCGAGGGAGGGAGAGUGGAGACCUGCUGUGCUUGGAGGUGGGUUGGAGAGAGGUGUGCAUGAAGAUAUUUUAAGGGGUAUGGAUAUGGAUAUUACGUGGGAGGAUGUGUUUAAAGGGGAUGAGUUCAGGAGCGUGCCGGGCUUCCAUGAUGAGGUUGAGAGGAAAGUUCGGAUGCAGUAG
Cadophora gregata is the source of this 474-nucleotide messenger RNA. It is a transcript of the gene UMP1, whose product is annotated as 20S proteasome maturation factor. Gene Ontology annotation, biological process: proteasome assembly. The record is from RefSeq and is a predicted model, not a curated record. NCBI's taxonomy places the organism in Eukaryota, Fungi, Ascomycota, Leotiomycetes, Helotiales, Ploettnerulaceae. The coding region runs from base 1 to 474 and encodes 157 amino acids. The transcript is spliced from 2 exons. Gene Ontology annotation, cellular component: cytoplasm; nucleus.